This is a messenger RNA of Funneliformis caledonium, 1053 nucleotides long. Lineage: Eukaryota; Fungi; Glomeromycota; Glomeromycetes; Glomerales; Glomeraceae. The record is from the annotation of a GenBank genome assembly.
AUGACUGACGCGAAGAAUUUAAUUUCUCGAAUUGAAGAAAUUUUUUCAAUUCCAUAUAAUACAUCAAAUUGGGAUUUUUCACAAUUUACGGAACCUAAUGAAUUUCAAUGGAAAGUUGGAAUUACGCCCUUUUCUAAUUGGCAGUUUGUUGUGGGUGCCUGGGCAACUUAUUUUGUGACUAUUAUCGGUCUGAAGGCCAUUAUGUCAUCAACUACACCAUUUUCAAUGCGAUAUGGUACAGCAGCGCAUAAUCUAAUAUUAUGUCUUUUAUCAGCUAUUAUGUUUGGAUAUGCUGUAAUUGAUUUUUUUCAUCGAUACCAGGAACGUGGAAUUGGAGAAUGCUUUUGUACUUCUGAUUCUUCUUCAAAUAAAGGAAGGUUAUUUUAUGUUACUUAUGCUUAUUAUUUAUCAAAAUUCGAUGAAUUGUUUGAUACCGUGAUCUUAGUUUUAAAGAAGAAACCUAUUAUUUUUCUUCAUUGGUAUCAUCAUGCUAUCGUCAUCCUUAUGGUUUGGUCGUGGCUUGAAGAUGCUAAUAUGUAUGCGAGACAUGUACAAACUUCUCAAGUUUUAGUUACUGUUGGAAGAAUUAUACAGAGUAAAUAUUUACGACAAAUAAAAGAUGCCGCAUUACGUCCUCAUAAACUUCGUAAAGAUCAUUGGACUCCAUUUGUUGCAAUAUCAGGAUUUUCUUCUUAUGGUUCAGUAAUGACCACCAGUAAUAUAAUUUUGCGUAAACUUCAAAAUCGACCGAAAUCUUCAGAAUAUUAUAAAAUGGAGAAACGUUUACGCAUUCAUGAGGACAUGAAUUUAGUUGAAUCAAGUGUAUUAGCCUUAUGUCAAUCUUUACGACAACUUGAAGCGCGUGAAAUGGAAUCAAAACAAAAUAGUUUAUUGAAAAUUUAUUGGGAAAGAAUGGCAAUGGUGGACUUACCAAAGGAACAAAAGGGGAUGGAAUGGCCCAUCUUUGUUCAACAUGAAAAAUUAGAAUUAAAGAGAGGUAGAUUAUUUUUGAAUGAAGAAUUUAAAUGGAAACAAAAACCUUUGGCCGCUUAA